Molecule: messenger RNA, 1335 nt
Organism: Penicillium cataractarum
Lineage: Eukaryota; Fungi; Ascomycota; Eurotiomycetes; Eurotiales; Aspergillaceae
Exons: 2
Coding region: 1-1335 (444 amino acids)
Source: RefSeq, a predicted model, not a curated record
AUGUUGGCCCAAAGACCCUCAUUCCGGUUCCUGGCCACGGGCGCCAUCGUCUCGAUCGUCGCUUUUGCAUUCCUCAUUUUCGGCACACGUUCCUCACGCGAUGCGGCAUCAAGAUACAUCCUGAAGACAGCUCGUCUCGAAUCAUCCUCACAAACACACUGUGCGCAGGAGACAUAUCCCACUCCGCCGAACAGCAGCUGGGAGUUUGUUGUUGAGCGCGAUGCCUUGAACCAUGGCCUAUCGGAUGAGCAGUGCCAGCUUGCUUUUCCAAAGCUCUUCGUGGAGACCGAUAAGUCUGCAUUAUUGAGACAAGAAGCAAUGAUCACAUACAAGGAUCUGGACUCGAGAGAGGUGGAGGAUGGUAUGGUUCGGGCGAUCAUUGAUCGAGGUCAGCUUUACAUUGUCGAAUAUGCCCCAAUGCCCGUCACAGCCUCGCGCGCCCGUGCUACACUCAACUCCCUCCAUCGUGCUUUGAUGGCCACCCCCGACCGACAUCUUCUGCCGAGCAUCGAAUUCAUUUUUACCACGGAGGAUUUUGCCAAUGAUCCCACGGGGAGAGGACCAGUCUGGGCUUAUUCCAAACGCGAUGCAGACGACUCGGUCUGGUUGAUGCCGGACUUUGGAUACUGGGCGUGGCCAGAGGUCCAAAUUGGACCGUACCAUGAAGUGCGGCGCCGCAUCGCCGCGAUCGACGACGGUGAAACAGCUCCCGAUGGAUCAUAUGUCCCAGGGCUGCGUUUCCAGGAUAAGAAGAAGCAGCUCGUCUGGCGCGGUAGUCUCGCCACCAACCCGGCUGUUCGCAGCAAACUGCUCAAGUCCGCCCAAAGCCGGAGCUGGGCAAGCGUGCGAGUGAUCGACUGGGCUGACGAGAAUGAUAUCCGCUUCAACCUCCUCCCUAUCGAAGACCACUGUCGGUACAUGUUCGUCGCUCAUACCGAGGGGCGCAGUUUCUCCGGUCGCGGCAAGUAUCUACUCAACUGUCGCUCCGUGAUGAUUUCGCACCCGCUCAUCUGGCGUGAAGCGCACCAUGCAGCCUUGGUAUCGUCCGGUCCGGACGCGAACUAUGUCGAAGUGGAACAAGACUUUGCAGAUUUACCUCGGAAAGUGGACUUUUUGAUCGAUAAUCCACAGGUUGCAGAGCGCAUUGCUGAGAAUGCUGUGCGAACCUUCCGAGAUCGGUAUCUGACACCUGCUGCGGAGUCCUGUUAUUGGAGGCAUCUUGUUAAGCAGUACGCUUCGGUGUUGGACUUUGAGCCUGUGCUCUUCGCGACCAGUCGCGAUGGGAAGUUGACACCGCGAGGGACGCCGUUUGAGACGUGGUUGUUGAUGAAUUGA